CGGACAGCCCCGGCGGCGGGGCGGGGGGAGUUAUAUUGCGGGGUCCUUCCUCGCUCACCCUGGUUCCUCUAGGAGCGGAGACGGCAAAUGGCGGACUUCGAUACCUACGACGAUCGGGCCUACAGCAGCUUCGGCGGCGGCAGAGGGUCCCGUGGCAGUGCUGGUGGCCAUGGUUCCCGUAGCCAGAAGGAGCUGCCCACAGAGCCCCCCUACACAGCAUAUGUGGGAAACCUACCUUUUAACACAGUUCAGGGUGACAUAGAUGCUAUCUUUAAGGAUCUCAGCAUAAGGAGUGUACGGCUAGUCAGAGACAAAGACACAGACAAAUUUAAAGGUUUCUGCUAUGUAGAAUUUGAUGAGGUGGAUUCCCUUAAGGAGGCCUUGACGUACGAUGGUGCGCUGUUGGGCGAUCGAUCACUUCGUGUGGACAUUGCAGAGGGCAGAAAACAAGACAAAGGUGGCUUUGGAUUCAGGAAAGAUGACAGAGGAAUGGGUGGCUCUCGAGAAUCUAGAGGUGGAUGGGCUUCCCGGGAUGACUUCAAUUCCGGCUUCAGGGACGACUUCUUAGGAGGCAGAGGAGGGAGUCGCCCAGGUGACCGGCGAACAGGCCCCCCAAUGGGGAGUCGAUUCAGAGAUGGCCCUCCCCUUCGAGGGUCCAAUAUGGACUUCAGAGAACCAACAGAAGAGGAAAGAGCACAGAGGCCGCGGCUCCAGCUGAAGCCACGAACAGUCGCCACGCCGCUCAAUCAAGUAGCCAAUCCCAACUCGGCCAUCUUCGGGGGGGCCCGGCCCAGGGAGGAGGUUGUGCACAAGGAGCAGGAGUGAGCCCGCUGCUGGGGAGGGAAUGGGGUGUGGGGGAGUCCCAGCAAGACCACAGCCUGGCUCGCCCCCUGGACCAGCAGUCCUGCGGUCACCAUUCCUGCGCCUGACCUUUGUCCUCCUUUCUUACAACGGAAACACAGAGCUUGUGAGUGCAUGUCAGCAGUUAACAAGUGGUUUUUAGUACAUUCUUGGCUUUGCUGAACCUAUCUAGUGCCUGUUUUGUGCUUUUUUUCUUUCUUUCUUUCUUUCUUUCUUUCUCUGCCAGUCCUUCCCCAUUUUCCUUCUGUCCUUUUUUCUUCUUGCUCCUUGUUUCCUUCUGGUCCGUGAGUUUCUCUCUAGGGACGGAGGCAGCCCCCGUGGGAGUUCUUAGGAUGGAGGUGCUGCUCUAUUUUUCUCCUCCUGCUUUUCACUUUUUACUUUGGACACACUGGCCAGACCCAUUUGUUUCUUUGCUUUUUCUCAGUGCUUCUCUUCUAGCCUGCAUGUUGAGUUCUGUAUUGCUGUGGCUUCCAAGGGAAGGAACAAAAAGACAAAAAGGAAAGUCACAAAUUGGAUAGCAUCUUGUUUUUAUUCAGCUGUGAUCAACAGACAGAAUUUGGGGCACCUUGUUUUCAAAACAAGGAUAAAAUAUCUGUUGACCCUUGCAAAUUCCUCCCUGUCCGUAUUUAUAAGCAGCCCUGUCUCUGUCUCUCCUUCCCCGAAUGGAUCAUUCGAGCAGAAGAGGCUCUCCUUUCAAAGGUGGAAUCUACGAGAAGGGGGUGGUAGCGGGAGGAGCUGGGCGGCCGGGCCGAGCGCACCGCGUCGCAAGCUAGGACUGUGGGCCAGCACCGCGUGCAAGCUCGGCCCGUCUCCUUCUGCCUGGCAGGGUGCUCCGGGGGCACCGACGGGCAGUGGUGGCAGAACUGCACCUGGACUGUGCUCCCCCUGUGGACGCGGCCUCUCCUCAGACCCCCCUGUCAUGUGUGUGUGUCCCCGUGUGUCCCCGUCUCUCCUUGGCGCAAGUAACAGUGAUAUACUGCGCUUUCCACCCGCCCUGACUUUUAUGAUGGAAAUGGGCCUAAAAUCUGGCACUUUACUGUUUCACUUGAUGAAUUGAGGAUUUUACUCUACAGAGCUGUCGAGAGCCUUCAGAGAGCUGGCGGGUGGCUGGCUGCAAGUCCCCAGGGCCUCUUUGGGGCACAGUUGCCACACUGUGGUUGGCGUGUACCUAGGGCCAGGGGGCUGGGCCGUUGCUUCUGAGCUUGAACGUGUGUGUGAGUGAGUGAGCAAGUGAACGAACACCCUGGGUCCCUCAGCAGCAAGACCCAGACUCUCCCAUGGGGAGCAGUUCGGGCCCCACCAGCAGCUAGAAGCAGCUAGAGCCUGGGGAAGAGGCCAGCGGUGGGACGGAGGCCGCAGGGUCGCCUGGCCGGCGCAGCAGCGUGCUAGGAGGGCCUUGUCGCUAGCUGGCGUCCUUGGCGUCUCUCCCUGUGUCUCAGUCCCGGGGUCUCAGCAACUGCAGAACUCUCUCCUUUCCUUCCUUCACCUGCCGCCUCUGCUUCUGAAAUAAGAACCAUUUGUGUAACACCAAUACUUAACUUAAGAAAGACAUGCAUUAUGUGGUUGUAAUCAAACCUGAUGCUUUCAGAUGACCUACUUACAUCUUCAAUGUGGAAAAGAUUAAGAACAAAACAAAUUCAUCUACACUUCUGGGCAAUCCCAGUUGACUUUUAAAUGUAAGAAUGGAAUCCCAGACACUUAACCCCUUCAGCUCUAUGACAGAAAGUAACCCUGUGGAUACGGUAUUUUGUGAAUGAUCUUUUAAAUAAAAGAAAACCUUACGUAAUAUUUAA
Molecule: messenger RNA, 2654 nt
Organism: Suricata suricatta (meerkat)
Lineage: Eukaryota; Metazoa; Chordata; Mammalia; Carnivora; Herpestidae
Gene: EIF4H
Product: eukaryotic translation initiation factor 4H
Exons: 7
Coding region: 88-825 (245 amino acids)
Molecular function (GO): RNA binding
Source: RefSeq, a predicted model, not a curated record